Molecule: messenger RNA, 2020 nt
Organism: Morus notabilis
Lineage: Eukaryota; Viridiplantae; Streptophyta; Magnoliopsida; Rosales; Moraceae
Product: translation initiation factor eIF-2B subunit beta
Exons: 10
Coding region: 182-1435 (417 amino acids)
Biological process (GO): translational initiation
Cellular component (GO): eukaryotic translation initiation factor 2B complex
Molecular function (GO): translation initiation factor activity; guanyl-nucleotide exchange factor activity
Source: RefSeq, a predicted model, not a curated record
AUAAAAGAGUGUCAUUCUAAGCAAAAACCCUUUUCUCCAGUUCAUUCGCAUGCCUCCUCAACCUCAGCAGUAAUCAUUCUUCGCUUUUUUUUUUUUUUUCCCUCUUCAUAUCUGUCCAGAGAAGUGAAUUCUCGGUCGCGAUUUCAACAAUUUUGAGGUGAAAUUUCGGCGAUAAAAGAAGAUGCCGGAUAUGCAGGCCCUCGUUAAUGAAUUCCUCGUGAAGCUUAAGAAACGUAAAAUCGAGGGUUCGCAGGCGACGGCGAAGCAGACGGCUGAAUUGAUUCGGUCGGUGAUAUCGCAGCAGCGAGUGCCGUAUUCGAAUCAAGCCGGCGCUUUGAUGGAUGCCGUCAAUGCUGUCGGAGAGCAGCUGAUUGCUGCCAAUCCUGUUGAGCUGGCUGUGGGUAAUAUUGUCAGACGUGUUUUGCACAUUAUUAGAGAAGAGUAUCUUUCUCUUACAACAGCAGCCGUGGCUGGCUUGAACUUAUUAUCCGUAAGUGAUGAUGAAGAUGAUACUGAGCACGAUGAUCAUCCAGUCCUAUCAGCUGCAGCUGUUGCUGCUGCUGCAAGGAGCACAUUGCGUCCCCCUUCGUUGCAGACCCUUCUCGAGGAUGUUCCUGAUGCAACGGCUAUUCCUCGUACUUCUUCAUCAGGGGGUGAUUCUGAAGGAAAAAGCAAAUCUGCUGAUAAAAGCUCAAGAACUCGGAAACUGAAGCAUGAUGUCAUCGAAGCAGUCAAUGAACUUAUUCAAGAUAUCAGCACUUGUCAUGAACAGAUUGCAGAGCAAGCAGUAGAGCACAUUCACCAGAAUGAGGUAAUAUUAACUUUAGGAAGUUCAAGAACAGUACUGGAAUUUCUUUGUGCAGCAAAGGAGAAAAAGAGAUCCUUUCGGGUAUUUGUUGCAGAAGGAGCUCCAAGGUAUCAGGGGCAUCUUCUUGCAAAAGAAUUGGUCUCGAGAGGCUUACAAACCACACUGAUAACUGAUUCAGCAGUUUUUGCCAUGAUAUCGCGAGUAAACAUGGUUAUAGUUGGUGCUCAUGCUGUCAUGGCCAAUGGUGGUGUUAUAGCCCCUGUUGGGUUGAAUAUGGUCGCACUCGCAGCUCAAAGGCAUGCUGUACCUUUUGUGGUGCUUGCUGGCAGUCACAAGUUGUGCCCUUUGUAUCCACACAAUCCUGAAGUCUUACUAAAUGAGCUGAGAUCCCCUUCUGAACUGCUGGAUUUUGGAGAAUUCUCAGAAUGCAUGGACUUCGGAAGUGGGACUGGUUCCCCUCUUCUACAUGUUGUCAACCCAACAUUUGAUUACGUACCGCCAAAGCUUGUUAGUUUAUUUAUUACUGACACAGGAGGGCAUAACCCAUCUUACAUGUACCGGCUGAUCGCCGACUAUUAUUCUGCUGAUGAUUUGGUAGUGCAACGGAGACCUGCUACAGGGAGUUGACUUUUGCUCCUACUUUGUGGUAUAUUCACUUAUAUGGAAGGAUAUGACAUCAUGACAUGCUUGCUUCAGAUGAAUGUCGAGCUACUUUGGUUAGAAUUGGAUGGCUACCAAAUCAAAAUUUGUUGGUACCUUCAUGAAUAUUUCUUUACAAUUUACAUUGCGGGGACGAAUCACGUAAAAACAUCGCAAUCCAGGGGUUUAGCAGAUCGAACCAGCAACUAAACUGUGCAAAAAGAAAUUGGCCAAUUUUGUGUUUGUGGCGAUUUAGGGAACUUAGAUGUGUACUGAUGAGCUGAAGCAGAGAGGAAGGUCUUUUUUUGCGGUUGCCGAAGAGCCUUCGCAGAGUGCUGUUUUCUAGAACAAAGCUGUGCAUAUUGCACAUAUAGAACAAAACUAUGCAUAUUGCACAUAUAGAACAGUGGAAACAUUUUUUGUAUUUGCUUACUGAUCUUGUUGCAUUUAACACUCAGUGUCUAUGUCUAUUAUUUAUGGACGGGUUUGAAUUUAGCUGAUUUUAUAUUUACUAUGAUGAAGUUUUCAAAUUUGUUUAGAUUUUUUUUUUUUUCAAAUUAUGGAAGAUAUGUG